GAAACGGUGAUUUGUGAGGAGCCUUCAAGGACUCCUAUCGAAUAGCUGAGGAUGCAUAAGCGCGGGACGAAAGCCAAGGCGAAGCGGGACUCCCAGACUUCAGGCGAUAGACGGUCCAGAGGUGAGGAAGGCGGCGCUAUGGGGCCUAUUGAUUUUGAGUUGAGCCCCGAACUUCAAGAAGGUGCCGAAUUCGAAGAAGCGGUGAGAGGAGCACAACGACACAAGCAUCGCUGCCGCGGCAUGACAAGAGAAUAUUCAUUCAUGCCAUUUGUGCGUCUUUCAGCUUUCAGGAAGGCAUUUCGAGCCGAACAAGGCCGUCUUACGUCAUGGGGGCGGCAAGUCUGGCGGUCCGACUCGGGGCAACGCAGCGAGAGGCGAAGACGCUGCCGGGCCUGCUGAGUCGCAGAAGGAGCUCCGGGAGCGCGUGGAGGCCGAGCAGAUGAAUGAGAGGAAGAAGGCCCAGCUGAAGGAGCGCACCAGCAUCCGACAACAACUAGGGUGGAAACUCGCAGAGCGACGUGAGAGGGAGCGAGAAGGUCCAUGCGGAGGGGGAGGGGACGGACGUGGCCCAGGCAGCCGAGUCAGGCGACCCGCCGCCGGCACACAGCAGACGAGGGCGGCGGAGAUUGAAGAGAUAGAGGAACAGGCCAGCACCCGUCAUGACGAGCGGGGUGGGGAGGAUGAUGACGGUCUGGCGCCGUGUUUUCGCCGGCUCAAGUUGGACCCCGAAUCGCAGGCUGCGACAGCCGACCCCUGCCUCAACUGCUCCCGCCCCCAAUCCUUCUCGUUUCCCGGAACCGCCGAGCUGCAGCGAUACGUCUCACUCGACCUGGAGAAGAAAGCCGGGACGUUCUGCAACAUGCUGGUCAAGUCAUCAUGUCUCUUCUGCGCCAUCCCGCAGUUGCCCGAGCUCUCCGCAGAGGACCCGCAGCUCUUUGUACCGGCUUCUGUGCAGCUCAGCGUCUCGGGGCCCAGUGGGGCGCCGAAGGCCUUCAGCGGCACAUAUCGCCGUGUCGCUGCUCAUCGCUACGUCCAGGACAAGGAGGGUGAGGGCCAGGUGUAUGAGCUGAAUCGCUAUGUUGUCCCUGGACCAGACUGCUUCUAUCGCGGCAACGGUGCAUGGCUGUUGACCAAGGCCGACGGUGCCUGUGCGGGGGGCAACGACACACCGGUCAUCGCGUAUGGGGCCAGGCAGGUGGGCGGCUUCGCGGGCCCUUCCACUCCCGUGAUAUGCGGCUUGGGGUCAGAAGUGGGGGACAAGUGGUACGUGAGGACAGGCCAUGGCCCAUCGGCAUCCUAUGUCCCCGCACAAGACUCCACAGCGUACUCCGAGAUACCCAUCUCAUGCGCCCUGCCGGUCGUGCGACAGGAGGGCGGCAAGAAUGGGAGGCGGAGGCUGGUGAUGGAUCGCAGGGUGGUCAUGGUGCGAGACACCUUCAGCUGGCCUGAGGUCGUGGGCGCCAUCGUCAGCGAGUUCCUACCAGAUGACCGACCACCACAUCUCGAGCGGUGUUUCGAGCCCCUUGUCUGCCUUCAUCCCGAUGAGCCCCUUUCUGCGCUCAGCAGAGACACCAGCGUGGCGGCCGACAUCGUCGAGACCCUCCACUUGGAGUCCAUCCCCGACACCUGGAAUGUGCCACUUGGGAGCAUCCAGCAGGGCACGGUGCCCCCGUUGCUCGAGUGGCUUAGGCGGGUGGAUGCAGAGGACUACGUGCAGAUGGUGCUGGUGCCGUCUCUUGAGGCCAAGUGCACAGUCUGCCAGACAAUGUGAGACAAAAGGGCUCAGAGGCGCACAGAGACUGAGGGAGAGAGGAAGGGAGGGAGGGAGGGAGGGAGGCCAGGAAUUGUGCACGUCCUCAUGCGCAAUUCUGUGUCUCUGUGUGCAGGCCUUAUGGUCGCAAUUGGUCGCGGAUCCUCCUGCUUAUCGAUGCACCAAAGGGGUCGUCACCUGACCAGCCCACUCUGUAUAUCCGCGGCGCGGACCUCGUGUGUGGCGCGUGUUUCAAGCUUGGCGACGCUGCCCUUGCCGCCAAACGCGGGGCCGCCGUCGCCACCCCCUCAUCCUCCGACGCUUCCUCACCUGUCAUCAGAGAGACGCUGCCCCCUCUGGUCGGCAGUCCAGAGAUCCACAACGGCGUCUCCCCCCUGCCCCCUCCCUCGCUGCCGCUGGAGCCGUCGGGUCCUGCCCCUCCGCCCCAGGCGGACGACAAGAAAGGCAAGAAGAACAAGCGCAGAGGCGGCAAGAAGAACAGGAAGAAGGCCAGGGACGAGGAGCCGCAGGACGGACAGGACCACGAUGGGGCGCCCAACCGACAGCUGCAGACACACCAGCAGCACCCUUCUGCAGUGGCACCCGCUGUCUUCGGCACACCACCGCCUCCCAGGUCGCCCCCGAGGCUGUUUGGCGGCGUGGAUGCGGUGGAGCAGCAGGAGGUGGCAGGGCUGGCGUGGGAGGAGAAUGUGCUGCGCAAAUUCGGGCCCAUGGAUGAGGGGACACUUCUGAGCAGGAAUGUGCAUGUGAGUGACUGGAGGAGAAAUGAGACGCCAUGGCUCAGUCUGCAUUCAUUCUGUGCUGUUGUUCCAUUGGUCCACUCAGGUCAACAGCAAUCGCAUCCGUCGCAGUCUUCGCAAUGUGCGCCAGUCUAUUGUGCGCCAGUCUCAUGUGCGCAACGAGCCGUCCUCCUCACCCCCAUCCCCCUUGGCGUCAUCCGGCUCAUCCACUCCCGCACAGUUCACCUUUGGCGCGCCACCUGCCGCCCCCAAUGUGCGUCCCAGAGACGUGCCAUCCGUGCCGUUCUUCUCACCUGGCCCCCCGAAUGUUCCGUCCCUGGAGAGGGCCAGGUGGAGGGAGUACGCGGCCGCAGUGGAGGGCAACAUGGGAGAGGUGGGGGCCGGUGAGGGGCAGCAGAGGGACAACAGGGGCCGUGCUGGACACCCGGCAGCCUUCAUGGUGAACACCAUCCAGCGGCUGGAGAAGACGUGAGUGCAGACGAGGAAGCGCUUUGGCGAAUUUGGCUAUGGGGCAUGGAUUGAUCGGUGUGCGUGCUGCAGUGUGGCGAUGAAGACAUCGUUGCAGAUCUCUGCUGCUUACACCCUGGCUAAGCGGAACCUUCAAGUGAUUCACCUGGAAUCACAGGUCCGUCUCUCGGACCGGAGGUAAGACGGCCGGCCAUGUGCUCACAAGCAAAUAUCUCCGUUGUGUCCACACCGGCUGCUUUUAGGGUUGAAGAGCUGGAGAGGAGUUUGUCUGACGUACGCCGGCAGCUGUCGGAAGAAAGGUCAGAGCAAUCAAGAUGGAACGGCUUUCAUUUCACACACAUAUUGCGUGCGUCUCCCCCACAUCAACAGGAAGGGGAAGCACCCUGACACCAUCAAACGCCGACUUGGGUCUCGACAAAUACUAGAGCACGCACACACAUGCACACAACUAGACAUGGAUGGCGCAUGUGUCUUGCUUGCGUGUGUGCGCGUGAACAUGUUUGCCCUCAGGCUGGGCACUGCGGAGCGCAUCGACAACCUCGGCCGCCGGGAGCUGUCCGAAUUGCAGAGUGACGUCGUGGCAUCGAUGCGCGACCUCAGCAGGCUCGAUGCCGCAAUCACCAAACGAAAGAAAGAGGUCGACUGGUAAAAGACGAGGACCACACACAGUGACACGGGCUGACACGCAUCGACCUCCUGAAUGAGUGCCUGCCUGCCUGCCCGCUUGUGUCUCCUUCCUCCCCCAGGUCAUCAACCUGGGGUGCACACGAUCCGCUGAGUAGCUUUGUCGUUGAAGCGCCUGGUGGCGCACCGGAGGGUCCCAACCAGGACGCUUCACCCGCUUCACCAGCCGCUGCGUCUGCGCCCGAGGAGACCUGCCCGUCCUCCCCGUCCCCUUCUGCCCUCGAUCUGCAUGCGCCGUGGUUCACCAGCGUCCGGCGUGUGUUCAAGAAGCAGCAGGAGGAGGCCAAAGAUAAAGGGGGGAACGGUGAGGCAGGCAAGAGAGCGGGAGGAAGGGCCGCGAGCGGGACAUGAUGGGUCGAUGGAUGGAAAUUUUGAUUGCAGCAGUGGACACGCAUGUAUGUUGGUUGAUACGGGUGAGAUGGCUGGAUCGACAGAGGUGUCUCUGGCCGAAUGAAUGAGUGGGUGGAUGGGCGGGUGGGUGCGUGGCUGGCUGGCCCUCGAUGGGUGGACAAAUGCAGAAAAGAAAUGACCUCUGAUGGAAUGGACGG
Molecule: messenger RNA, 4211 nt
Organism: Vitrella brassicaformis
Lineage: Eukaryota; Vitrellaceae
Source: the annotation of a GenBank genome assembly